AUCUGGCGGCCGAUAACAGCGACUUUCUUCUUCCCAGUGGGACCUGGAACAGGAUUCCUGUACCUGGUGAAUUUGUAUUUCUUGUAUCAGUAUUCAUCACGAUUAGAAACAGGGGCUUUUGAUGGAAGGCCAGCAGAUUACAUGUUCAUGCUCCUGUUUAACUGGAUCUGCAUUGUUAUAACUGGCUUGGCGAUGGACAUGCAGUUGCUGAUGAUUCCACUCAUCAUGUCGGUGCUUUAUGUGUGGGCCCAGCUGAACAGAGACAUGAUUGUAUCAUUUUGGUUUGGAACAAGAUUUAAGGCCUGUUACCUUCCAUGGGUUAUUCUGGGAUUCAACUACAUCAUUGGUGGAUCAGUCAUCAAUGAGCUGAUAGGAAAUCUGGUUGGACACCUGUAUUUCUUCUUAAUGUUUAAAUAUCCAAUGGAUUUGGGAGGAAGGAAUUUCCUGUCCACGCCUCAGUUCCUGUACCGCUGGCUGCCAAAUAGGAGAGGAGGAGUGUCGGGGUUUGGUGUCCCACCUGCUAGCAUGAGAAGAGCUGCAGAAGAUCAGCAGGGUGGUGGAAGACACAACUGGGGCCAAGGUUUCCGGCUAGGUGAUCAGUGAAGAACUCCUGCCCUUGGAAAACAGCAACUGUCUUCUGUUUUAACUGGAUGUAGAACCGACUCUUCCUGGUGGAGAGCAUGCUUAAGAACUGAGCUCUCUGUAGUACUGUUGGAUUUAACUGAUUAGAAGAGUGUUUCUGAUUCAAGAGAAAAUUAAAAACUCCAAAAGGGAAAAAUGUAGAUCUUGCUCCAGGUUAGUCAAUAGUGUCCAAUUUGAUUCUGCCAUUAAAAAAAGCCUUCUUUAUACAGUAUUGUCUGUCUGUUGCAACGGGCAUCCAUUAUGCUGUCUUGUUCUGUGAUGUGAUGGAACAAGCUAAUGGUGGUCUGUCUCGCCUGGUAUGUUAAAAGCUUUGUUGACCAUGGUAAGUUAAGAAUCCAAUGUGAGGCAGAUGGAUCAAACUAACUCCAAUUUUAGGAAGCUGAGUUUUUCCAUAGCUGUCUCUUAAAAUAUUAUUUAAGUGAUAUCUCUCUGCUGCAUUCAUAAAGCAAAGUGCAAAUGAUUCAUUUCCAUUAUUAA
This is a messenger RNA of Tauraco erythrolophus (red-crested turaco), 1119 nucleotides long. NCBI's taxonomy places the organism in Eukaryota, Metazoa, Chordata, Aves, Musophagiformes, Musophagidae. The record is from RefSeq and is a predicted model, not a curated record.